GCGGAAGUCCGGUACAUUCAGACUAGCUUGAUCUUUUGCACUUGGAAGAUGUCUGCGGAGAAGGAAGGAGAUACUUUGUGCUUCUUUAUCAACGGGAAAAAGGUGACGGUGAGCCAUGCGGACCCAGAAACCACGCUGCUGUCCUUCCUCCGAGAGGAGCUCAGGUUAACAGGGACCAAGUCUGCCUGCGGGGGCGGAGGCUGCGGGGCGUGCACCGUCAUGGUGUCGCGCUACCGGCCCGCCACCAAGACCAUCACACACUACUCGGCCAACGCCUGCCUGCUGCCGCUCUGCCAGCUGCACGGGGCCGCCGUCACCACGGUGGAGGGCGUGGGCAGCACCCGGACCAGGAUCCACCCGGUGCAGGAGCGGCUAGCCAAGGCUCACGGCUCCCAGUGCGGCUUCUGCUCCCCGGGGAUGGUGAUGUCGGUCUACACGCUGCUGAGGAACCGGCCCCAGCCCACCAUGGACGACAUCACACUCGCCCUGCAGGGUAAUCUGUGUCGCUGUACUGGGUACCGACCCAUCGUUGACGGCUGCAGGACCUUCUGUCAGGAAGCAGACUGUUGCCAAGCCAACGGCGCCGGAGGCUGCUGCCGCGACGGAGAGGAAACUCUCGAGGAAACCCAGCGUCUCUUGGGGGCAACAUCAUGAGUGCGUACCCCAACUCGGACCUGAACCCCGUCUUGGCUGCUGGGAACUGCAAAGUCAGCGUCAUUUCAAGCGGAGGAAGACGGGAGGUUCCUCUGAACCGAGACUUCUUUGUGAGCUUUGGAAAAACCACCCUGAAGCCGGAGGAGAUCGUUGUGUCCGUCUUCAUUCCCUUCUCCAGAAAGGGGGAGAUAGUCCGAGCUUACCGCCAGGCUCCGAGGAAGGAGAGCUCCUUCUCCACGGUGACCACCGGGAUGAGAGUGUUUUUCUCGGAGGGCUCCCGCCUGGUUCAGGACGUCAGCAUUUACUACGGAGGAAUGGGACCCACCACCGUCAGCGCCACCCGAACCUGCACCGCCAUCGCCACACGGCCCUGGGACGACGAGACCCUCCGCCGGGCCUACGACGUCCUCCUGGAGGAGUUGGUCCUCCCUCCGUCGGCCCCGGGAGGAAAGGUGGAGUUUCGUCGCUCCCUGACGCUCAGCUUUCUCUUUAAAUUUAACCUGGACGUCCUGCAGAGACUCCGAGAAAUGAAUGUGAUUACAGAGGAGCGUCCUGAGACGAUGCAGAUCCAACCGUUACCCAGGGAGAUCCAACCCGGCCUGCAGGAGUUCCAGUAUGUACCAAAGGACCAGAAGGACCAGGACCCGGUGGGGCGUCCCAUCAUGCAUCGCUCUGCCAUCAGCCAGGCCACAGGGGAGGCCGUGUACUGUGACGACAUCCCCCGGACAGACGGAGAGCUCUUCCUGGCUGUGGUUACCAGCUCUCGGGCGCACGCCAACAUCACAGGGCUGGAUGUGAGCGAGACUCUGCGGCUUCCCGGGGUUGUCGACGUCAUCACGGCCAAAGAUGUUCCCGGGCAGAAAAGUCGCAAAAUGUUCGGUUAUGAAGAGGCGCUGUUCGCCGAGACCGAGGUGUCGUGCGUCGGCCAGAUGGUAUGUGCGGUGGUCGCUGACACGAGGGCGCACGCCAGACGAGGAGCAGCCGCCGUGAAGAUUGGCUACGAAGACCUGCCGGAGCCGCUGUUCACCGUAGAGGAAGCCAGCGAGAAGUCGUCCUUCUUCGAGCCUCGGAGGGUGAUUGAGAGAGGAAAUGUGGCCCAAGCCUUUCAAACUGUGGAUCACGUUCAUGAAGGAGAGUUUCGGAUGGGCGGUCAGGAGCAUUUCUACAUGGAGACCCAGAGCAUGCUGGUAGUUCCUGUUGGCGAGGAGACGGAGUUCAACGCUUACGUCUCCACCCAGUGGCCGACGGGAACUCAGGAUGCAAUCGCGGAGGCGUUGGGCGUUCCGUCCAACAGAGUCACCUGUCACGUCAAAAGAAUAGGCGGAGCUUUUGGCGGGAAACUCAUUAAAACGGCGACGCUGGCUUGCAUUACCGCUGUGGCUGCGUGGAAGACCAAUCGUGCGGUCCGCUGUGUCUUGGAGCGAGGAGAGGACAUGUUAAUCAGCGGCGCCCGUCACCCCGUCCUGGGAAAAUACAAAGUGGGUUUCAUGAAUGAUGGAAGGAUCAUGGCUGCAGACGUGCAGUACUACACCAACGCUGGCAACACUGUGGAUGAAUCUCCUCUGGUGGUGGAGAAGAUUCUGCUCCACAUCGACAACGCCUACAACAUCCCCAACCUGCGAGGCCGCGGCGCCGCCUGCCGGACCAACCUGCCCUCCAACACCGCCUUCAGGGGGUUCGGCGUGCCCCAGAGCAUCAUGGUCGUGGAGAACAUGCUCAAUGACGUUGCCAUGGUGCUGGGACGCCCCGCAGACCAGAUCCGGGAGAUCAACAUGUACCAGGGUCCGUCCGUCACCCACUACGGGUUGGAGUUCAGCCCGGAGAACCUGCGGCGCUGCUGGGACGAGUGUAAGGAAAAGAGCGACUACGCCGCGCGCCGCCGAGCCGUCGAGCGGUUUAACCAGGACAACCGCUGGAAGAAGAGAGGGACGGCCAUCGUACCCAUCAAAUACGGGAUCGCAUUCGCAGAGAGCUUCUUAAACCAGGCUGCAGCUCUGGUCCACGUCUACAAGGACGGCUCCGUUCUGGUCUCUCACGGCGGGACGGAGAUGGGACAGGGACUCCACACUAAAAUGCAACAGGUGGCGAGUCGGGAGCUUGGUGUCCCCCCCUCUAAGAUCUACAUCAGCGAGACCAGCACCAACACGGUUCCCAACACCUGCCCGUCGGCCGCCUCCUUCGGCACCGACGCUAACGGCAUGGCGGUCCAGAACGCCUGCCAGACUCUGUACCAGCGGUUGGAGCCAAUCAGGCAGAAGAACCCCAAAGGAUCAUGGGAGAGUUGGGUCAAAGCAGCAUUUUUUGACAAAAUCAGUUUAUCAGCAACUGGAUUCUACAGAGGCCCGGACCUUUACAUGGACUGGGACAAGAUGGCGGGGCGGCCCUACGCGUACUUCACAUUCGGAGCAUGUUUCUGCGAGGUGGAGCUGGACUGCCUCACAGGAGACUACAGGACGGUGAAGACGGACAUCGUGAUGGACAUCGGUAGGAGUGUGAACCCCUCCAUGGACAUCGGCCAGAUUGAGGGAGCGUUCAUGCAGGGUUUGGGUCUCUACACUCUGGAGGAGUUGAAGUUUUCCCCCUCCGGGCUCCUGUACACUCGCGGCCCGUCUCAGUAUAAGAUCCCCGCGGUCUGCGACGUGCCGCUUCGCUUCAACGUCUAUCUGCUGCCGGACUCCCACAACCCCCACGCCAUCUACUCCUCAAAGGGUAUUGGAGAACCCGCCCUCUUCCUGGGCAGUUCCGUGUUCUUCGCCAUCAAGGACGCCGUGGCGGCAGCCCGCUCCGAGUCCGGUUUCGUGGGCCCGUUUCCCCUGGACAGCCCCGCGACUCCGGAGAGGGCCUGUCUGGCCUGUGCCUCCCCGUUCACCCAGAAGAUUCCAGUCAGCACACCGGGAUCUCUCAAACCGUGGGCCUUAAACAUCUAAAACAUCUAAAAGAGAAUGUUAAGUAAUCAAACUAAAGCUUGACUGAUUGUCACUAACAAUAAUGAACCAAUAAUGAACUUUAUACUCUACAUGAAUGCAUGAAUGAAUGAAUGAAUGAAUGAAGUGUUUCUUUCCGUCCAGGCCACUAGAAGCACAUGCUUCAACAUAAACCCUGGCAGACUGCAAUCAAUUAUGGUACAAAUUAGCUUUUUGAUUUAAUAACACAUGUAUUUCACUGUUUUUGCUCCGGCUAUACCACUAUAUCAUUUCAGUAAUUAA
Messenger RNA from Etheostoma spectabile (orangethroat darter), 3860 nucleotides. RefSeq names its product aldehyde oxidase 6 (gene aox6). The record is from RefSeq and is a predicted model, not a curated record. Lineage: Eukaryota; Metazoa; Chordata; Actinopteri; Perciformes; Percidae. Gene Ontology annotation, molecular function: iron ion binding; 2 iron, 2 sulfur cluster binding; molybdopterin cofactor binding.